This is a messenger RNA of Pteropus alecto (black flying fox), 4328 nucleotides long. RefSeq names its product cytosolic phospholipase A2 beta. The record is from RefSeq and is a predicted model, not a curated record. Gene Ontology annotation, biological process: glycerophospholipid catabolic process. Lineage: Eukaryota; Metazoa; Chordata; Mammalia; Chiroptera; Pteropodidae. Bases 1 to 2439 code for a protein of 812 amino acids. The transcript has 20 exons. Gene Ontology annotation, molecular function: calcium-dependent phospholipid binding; calcium ion binding. Gene Ontology annotation, cellular component: cytosol.
AUGGCUCUGGCCUCGAGGGUUGCCUCAGCCUCCCCUUUGGCCCUUGUCUCCUUGGGCCCAUUUUCCUUCAGAAGCCUGUCCCUCUCUCUGCAGGCAAAGGUGCCUGGGACCUGCCUGCUCACCGUUCGUGUCCUGCAGGCCCGUGGCCUGCCCUCCAAGGACUUAGUGACCCCCUCUGACUGCUAUGUGACUCUGUGGCUGCCCACGGCCUCCAGCUGCAGGCUGCAGACACGCACAGUUAGGAACAGCAGAAACCCCAUCUGGAAUCAGAGCUUUCGCUUCCGAAUCCACAGCCUGCUCAAGAAUAUCCUACAACUGCAAGUCUUUGACCAGGACCUUUUGACCAGUGAUGACCCCGUGUUGUCGGUGCUGUUUGAUGUAGGAACUUUGAGAGUUGGGGAGUUCCGCAGUGAGAGCUUCACCCUAAGCCCUCAGGGUGAGCAGCAGCUGGAAGUUGAAUUUCGGCUGCAGAAUCUAACAGACCGUGCUGAGCAGCUCUUCAGCAAUGGCAUCCUGGUGGCCCGGGAGCUUUCCUGCUUGCACGUUCGACUGGAGGAGGCAGGGGACCAGCAGGGCUCAGAAGGCAAAGUUCGCCUUGUGGUCCCUGGGUCCUGUGAGGGUCCUCAGGAAGCCACAGUGGGCGCUGGCUCCUUCCGCUUCCACUGCCCAGGCUGCUGGGAGCCGGAGCUGAGUGUUCAUUUGCAGGAUGCCUCCCAGGAGCAACUGAAGGUACCCCUCAGGGCUCUGCCCUCUGGUCAAGUGGUUAGGCUCGUCUUCCCUAUGUCCCAGGAGCCCCUGAUGAGGGUGGAGCUGAAAAAAGAAGAAGGACCGAGGGAGCUGGCCGUGCGGCUGGGCUGCGGGCCCUGUGCGGAGGAGCAGGCCUUCCUGAGCAGGAGGAAGCAGGUGGUGGCCAAGGCCCUGAAGCAGGCCUUGCAGCUGGAUGGAGACCUGCAGGACGACGAGAUCCCAGUGGUAGCAGUUAUGGCCACUGGUGGUGGGGUCCGUGCGAUGACUUCUCUGUAUGGACAGCUGGCUGGCCUGAGGGAGCUGGGCCUCUUGGAUUGCAUUACCUACAUCACAGGGGCCUCAGGGUCCACUUGGGCUUUGGCCAACCUCUAUGAAGACCCAGAGUGGUCUCAGAAGGACCUGGCAGGGCCCAUUGAGUUGCUGAAGACCCAGGUGACCAAGAGCAAGCUGGGCGCGCUGGCCCCCAGCCAGCUGCAGCGAUACCGGCAGGAGAUGGCUGAGCGUGCCCACCUGGGCCACCCAACCUGCUUCACUGACCUGUGGGCCCUCAUCAAUGAGGCACUGCUGCAUGAUGAGCCCAAUGACCACAAACUCUCAGACCAGCAGAAGGCUCUGAGUCAUGGCCAGAACCCUCUGCCCAUCUACUGUGCCCUCAACACCAAGGGCAAGAACAUGACCACCUUCGAAUUUGGGGAGUGGUGUGAGUUCUCUCCCUAUGAAGUUGGCUUUCCCAAGUAUGGUGCCUUCAUUCCCUCCGAGCUCUUUGGCUCUGAGUUCUUCAUGGGACGCCUGACAAAGCAACUUCCUGAGUCCCGCAUCUGCUUCCUGGAAGGUAUCUGGAGCAACUUGUAUGCAGCCAGCCUCCAGGACAGUUUAUACUGGGCCUCAGAGCCCAACCAGUUCUGGGACCGCUGGGCGCAGGAUCGGGCCAGCCUGGACAAGGAGCAGGUCCCCCUUUUGAAGAUAGAAGAAACUCCCACAACAGCUGGCAGGAUAGCUGAGUUUUUCACUGACCUUCUGACGUGGCGCCCACUAGCCCAGGCCACCCACAACUUCAUGCGUGGCCUCCAUUUCCACAAGGACUAUUUCCAGCAUCCUCACUUCUCCACCUGGAAAGCCACCAAACUGGAUGGGUCCCCCAACCAACUGACACCUGCUGAGUCCCACCUUUGUCUGCUGGAUGUCGGCUACCUUAUCAACACCAGCUGCCCGCCUCUCCUGCGGCCCACACGGGACGUGGACCUCAUCCUGUCGCUGGAUUACAACCUCCACGGAGCCUUUCAGCAAUUGCAGCUCCUGGGCCGGUUCUGCCAGGAGCAGAAGAUCCCAUUCCCACCCAUCUCACCGAGCCCUGAGGAGCAGCGCCAGCCUCAGGAGUGUCACCUGUUCUUGCACCCCGACUGCCCUGAAGCCCCUGCUGUGCUACACUUCCCCCUGGUCAAUGACUCCUUCCGGGAGCACUCGGCCCCUGGGGUCCCACGGACAGCUGAGGAGAAAGAGGCUGGGGAGGUGAACCUCUCUUCCUCCAGCUCUCCUUACCACUACUCGAAGGUGACCUACAGCCAGGAGGAUGUGGACAAGUUGCUCCACCUGACACAUUACAAUAUCUGCAACAACCGGGAGCAGCUGCUGGAGGCCCUGCGUGAGGCUGUGCUGCGGCGGAGGCAGCGCAGGCAGCUCCAGCCCCAGUGAUGGUGGCAGGAGCGGGUGGCACCCUGGCCUGGGGCUCCCGCCUGCCCACUGCCCCUGACUCUUUCAGACUCACUCCUUGCCUGGCUGAGUUAGGGCAGAGACCAUCAUUACCAGGUCUUCUGAGCCUCUGGAGCUAUGGAUGGUCCUUUUGGGGGCCCCAUCACAGUGUGUACUCAGCACCACCCCAAGUGUGGCACUGAAGCCACCAAGUCUGCCACAGACGCCUUUGGGUAGGUCGAGCAUUCUAAAUGAGCCUGGUCCCCGUGAUGUGGGCUAGAGAUGGCUACCUUUUGAGCAAGGAGAAGAUUCAGAGAUUCUGUGGCGGUUGGAGGUAGAGAUGGAGGAGCCCAGAGCAGCAUGAUCGUCUUUGUAUAAGGGCGCAAAGCCCCGUGACUUGUCUGUUUUCCCUUCCUUACUACCUUAAGUAAUUAUACAGAGUGAAAUAGAGCACUUUAUAUAUACCAGCAGCUCAUACAAAUGUGAGGCAUUAUCUGAGAUUGUCAUUGCUGCCAAGAAGGGACAUGUUAUUCCAGGCUCUUGGUUACACAAGGCAAGGACUGGGUUAGGAAACAGGAUGUCUCCCCCGGGACCCCAGAGCCAGUGAGUCAGCAUGGCUUUCCUCUGAAGCACCCACCAUCUGCCCCCUGCCAUGUCUGCCACCACUCAGGGCCACCCUUUCCAAUCAGGCCAGAGGCCGGUUUGGCCUAGGGGUCUCCACUGCUGCAGCCUGGUCAGGUGAACAAACUUACAGGCAAUGACCACACCCUUGACCCAGGCUAGAAUCUUGGAGUGUAGCCAGGGACUCGAUCAAAAGGCUGCUUCCAAUCCCACAGUAGGGGUGGCCAGACCUGGGACCAGAUGAGCCAAAGAAAGAGACCAGUGCCAAUGGCAUAGCUUCACCAAGCUGUGAACUUGGGGGUGUCCUGUCUCUUAAAAAGGAGCCAUCUAUUCUCGAAGUUGGUCCUGAGGGGCCUGGUAGCUGAGUCUUGUUCUGGUCCCUUAGAGAGUGUCUUCACUUUUAGCCCUGAGGUUUGCUGCCACCUCAGGGUUUGCUUCAGGGCCCAGACCUAUGGGGAGAACAAGGAGGCAGAGUGAAUUUAGGGCCUCAGAAACCUAGCCACCUCAGAAUCUUCUUCACGCACCAGUGCUACAGGCCUCUGGCCUCCCUGGGGACACCCCACCUCCUCCUAGCCUUUAGGUGGGAUGUAGAUACGGGGAGCCAGCAGGUAGCUGCAGGAGUGACCAUGGUGUGUGGGGUAGAUGAUAUUUUUUCAUGACCCAAUGACUCUCAGGCCUUGCCCUGGGCAUGACUGGAAUCACAGAGCAGAAGAAAUGGUUGCCCUGUAGCCUUAGAAGCCACUGUGUCCAGCACAAGGCCCAUUCACUCAGCGGUACAUCACCUGAAUCAUAAACUGGAAGCUGUAGGCCCUGCAGGAGUGUGAGUGGAUGAUUAUACCAGAGACCACAACCAUCAUGGCUGCCACCCAUUAAGAUGUGAGUGCUCCUCAGGCAUGAGGCUGUGUGUGUGUGUACAUCUGUAUUUCUGUGUGUGUCUGGUGGGUCUCUACAUGUCAGUAGCUCUGUGUGGGUUUGUCUCCAUGUGGGUCUCUGUAUGCGUCUGUGUGUGGGUCUUGGGGUCAUCUGUGGGAAUAUCUGGGUGACAUUCUGACUCCUGGUCUCUUUAGGAUAGUAAGUCCCCCGUUUCCCCUUGGAGCAGGGAACAGGUCCAUGGACUAGGGAGGGAAGAUGAAGGCAGAGAGCAGGGACAAGAUCAAAGGUGUAGAAGGGGUCUGGCUGUCCUGCAAACAAUGCUCCAUCUUGGAGAGAAAGAGGAGGACUAAGUGAGGGAUGUAUGGGUUCUAGGUGGACAGAGCCAGGCAAGCUCUCUA